AUGAUAUCAAUACUGGUACAUGGUUAUGUCCAAAUGGAGAACCAGAAGCCAUGGAUGUCUAUGUCAAAAGAAGCAUUCAUUGAAACAGUGGUAGGAAAGAAAUACAUUAAGCUUGUGCUCUAUUUCAGCACUGGAAAAAUUAAAACUUUACUGCUAAGUGACAAUAUUAAAGGUGUGACCCUUAGAGCCAGUGAAGGAAAUCAGUAUUUCCUGCAUUUAGCUUUUCAUAAUAACGACUUUUUGCUUAUUGAAAAAUUAUCCUUCCUGGAUGCCCAAAAGUUGAAGAGUUUCUUUGACAGAGUCCAACAAAACAGACUUCAACCCAUCACAAUAGCCAACAUGCAAAAGGGUAUCUUUAGUGACCCAGACACACAGAACAGAGAGAGUAUUGUGGCCAGCACAAGUGCACAGAAUAUCUGUGCUGCCACCACAGCCACAAAGGAGAUCAGUAAGCCUUCACAGAAACAAGUUUCUAAGCAAACAAAUAUUGGAUACUUUGAGGUAGCCAACAAAGCUAAAAAUCUUGAUCCAAAGAUGCCUGUAUUUCCAGCAACAUCUACUAGUAAAGAGUUAGUCCAAAAACAACCUGAGAAUAGGAAAAGAACCCUAUCAUGUGAUUCAGACCACAAUGAAAACAAGAGCUUCCUAGUAGACAAUAAUUUCAUAGAACAAAUGAAAUCUAAGGAAGAGUCCUUCAAGUGUGAAAGCAGUUCAGAUAAUCAAUUGAAGAUGGAAAAGAAAAAGAAAUCUGCAAUUGAAUUUUCAUUUGUAACCAAUUCUGUUGAAAAUAUUUGCCUAAAGGGCACUGCUUUUGAACCUGUCCCUGAGAAAAAAUUUUUACCAUAUCUGUUUGGGUCCAGCUGUAAUGAGGAUGGCGUAGAUUGGGAUGAAUUUGAGGUGUUCUUUUCAAUGUAUCCAGAGAAAAUGUUGCGUGGUCUCCCCAAUUUGGGAAACACCUGUUACAUUAAUGCAGUUUUGCAGUGCCUGUGUUCAGUGACACCAUUUGUUAAUGAUUUACUUAAUCAGGGUUACCCAUGGUCUGAAAUUCCCCAUGAUUCUUUCAGCAUGUACUUGACACAGAUACUUUUUUUGAAGGAUAUUUUUAACAUGAAAGCCAAGGAGAAGGUACUUGUAGACAUUAAAAUUGCUAUUUCAGAAGUAGCAAAAGUAUUUUCUACUGACAUGCAGAAUGAUGCUCACGAGUUUUUAAGUCACUGUUUGGAUGAGAUGAAGGAGACCAUACAAACAUUAAAUGCAAUUCAGGAAGCAAAAAAUAAAUGUGGGGAAGGAACUUUACCUAGACCAGCUUUUGCUGAUAAUGCUGCAACCCAAAGUCCCUUUUGUCCUGUUGUCGCUAAUUUUGAGGUUGAGUUGCUGCGCUCUAUUUUUUGUAAAUCUUGUGGAAAUGCUGUUCUCAAAACAGACCCAAAUAAUUAUCUCUCCAUUAACCUUCCCCAAGGAAUAAAAACACGUCCUUUGUCUAUUCAGUAUGCUCUUGAUCAUUUCUUUAGUGCAGAGGAGCUUGAGUAUAAGUGUGAGAAAUGCAAGCACAACAGAUCUGUUGCAGUGAACAAGCUCAAUAAGUUGUCCAGGGUCCUUGUUAUUCAUCUGAAACGCUACAGUUUUAAUGAAUUUCAGUCAUUAAAGAAGGAUAAACAGGAAGUUAUUGUUUCCAAAUAUUUAAAGCUAUCUUCUCAUUGCAACAGGAACACAAAAUUACCUCCUCCCCUUAGCAAGAAUGGGCAUAGAAGAGAUAAUCAACUAUUAAAAGGUUUUCAAAAGAUGACUUUUGACCUGUUCAACUCACCAAACUCUUCAGAGUUUACCUCAAAAUUCAUGGAUGAACCCAUUGGAUCAGAAAAUGAAUCAGAAUCACAGAAAUUAGUUCAAGGAGCAAGUAGUGAAGAACUGCAGAGUGACCUGGGAGGAGAUAGUGAUAGAACUGACUCAGGAGAUGAGAUGUUCUUUGAAGAAGAGCUCCUUGAAGAAGAGAUCCUUGAAGAUGAGUUCUCAGCUGGCUCAAAAUAUCAGAAUGAUGUUUCUGCUUCUCUGGUCCAAAAGGAUGAACCUAAACCCUCCAGUAGCCCCGUUGCAUGUCUUGGAGAUGGUUUUAUUGAAAAAUUGUCUCAAAGUCCAAAACUAGACCAAUAUGAGAAGACAAAUACAUCAUUGGAGUCAGAUUUGCAUAGUAUGGGUGAGUGUUGGAGAGACUUAUUUGAAGAUAACCCUGUUAUUCCAGACACAUUUGAAAACAAGGGCAAACAGACCCAGAUGUGUGAUAAGGUAAGAAUGAAGAAAGAAGCUAUUCAACAGGCAUUUACUCAGCGAUGUUCAAAGCUGAAUGCCCAGGGGCAUAUGGAGGCUUACUUGAAUUCACCAAAUUCUAAGAAGUCUGAAAAGGUCACAAAGAAAGAAUCAGAAGCCAAGGAUCCAAUGAUAAAUGCUGAUAAGGAUGCUGCUUACACCUAUCGGCUCAUUGGUGUUAUUAGCCAUAUUGGGAAUACUCCCCAUUCAGGCCACUAUAUUAGUGAUGCCUACAACUUUAAUAGGCAGAAGUGGUUUACCUAUAAUGACCUACAUGUCAUGAGUAUUCCUGAGGUCAGUAUGCAGGAGGCUAGGAUUUGCACUGGCUACAUCUUCUUUUACAUGUAUAAUGAAACUUUUGAAGAAUUGCUGGAGAGGACAGAGGAUCUGCAGAGGUUUAGCCACAAGGCAGAGUCCUCUCAGAAGGAGUAA
Messenger RNA from Dipodomys ordii (Ord's kangaroo rat), 2736 nucleotides. RefSeq names its product ubiquitin specific peptidase 26 (gene Usp26). Gene Ontology annotation, cellular component: dendritic spine; midbody; cytosol. Gene Ontology annotation, molecular function: cysteine-type deubiquitinase activity. NCBI's taxonomy places the organism in Eukaryota, Metazoa, Chordata, Mammalia, Rodentia, Heteromyidae. The record is from RefSeq and is a predicted model, not a curated record. Gene Ontology annotation, biological process: protein K63-linked deubiquitination; endosome organization; protein K48-linked deubiquitination. The transcript has a single exon. The coding region runs from base 1 to 2736 and encodes 911 amino acids.